Messenger RNA from Linum tenue, 313 nucleotides. The record is from the annotation of a GenBank genome assembly. NCBI's taxonomy places the organism in Eukaryota, Viridiplantae, Streptophyta, Magnoliopsida, Malpighiales, Linaceae.
UAAAACUUGUUGGAGGCACAAGAAGUUGGGAGAAAAUAGCUUUCAAGGAAAACAUGGAAAAGGCUGGGAUAAAGUUUAUUUUUUUCUUUGCUCUCCUACUCUUCAUAGCGGGUACGGAGAUGAGAGUUGCGGAAGGGAGGGGACCCAUUGUUUCAUUCAGAUGCAGUGAGGCGAAAGAAUGUGCUGGGUGGUGCAUAGCUGCUGAAUGUCAAGUUUGUGCUUGUUCAAACCACAAGUGUAUUUGUAAUGCUAAUGCACUAAAUCAAAUUAUGAAUCCCCCAUCCCUCGCACAUUAAUAUAAGAUAAUAAAGUG